Centruroides sculpturatus (bark scorpion) is the source of this 1146-nucleotide messenger RNA. RefSeq names its product acid phosphatase type 7-like. The record is from RefSeq and is a predicted model, not a curated record. The coding region runs from base 220 to 1146 and encodes 308 amino acids. Gene Ontology annotation, molecular function: metal ion binding; acid phosphatase activity. The transcript has 9 exons. NCBI's taxonomy places the organism in Eukaryota, Metazoa, Arthropoda, Arachnida, Scorpiones, Buthidae.
ACAACUAAUUAUUUUAAAAUAUACAUAUUUUUUUUAAUUAAAAUAUCCACAACACUGUAAAUUAAAAUAAUUAUUUGAUUACAAAGAGAUUAAAGUACAGUACAACGACUGGAUCUGUCAUAAGUCGUGACGUCAUUCCAGGUGAUAAAACAACAAAAAUAUAAACAGUUCGAUGCGACUCGAUGCUAAGAAUAAAAGUUAGUGGGCAGAGGAGUGAAAAUGUUGCUUCUGCUGGUUUUAAUACAAAUUGUUGUAGUUUCGUGUCAGCUUCUGGUUCAACCGGAGCAAGUUCAUCUGAAUUAUGGAGUUAAACCAUCAGAGAUGAUUGUGACUUGGGUAACUAUGAAUUCAACAAAUGAUUCAAUAGUAGAAUAUGGUGAUAUGAAAUUAGAUAAAAGAGCAAAAGGAAUGAUGACAAAAUUUGUUGAUGGUGGAUCAGAAAAAAGAGUCCUUUAUAUUCAUAGAGUUCUUCUGACUAAUUUAUUACCAAAUCAUACUUAUGUUUAUCAUUGUGGAAGUAAUAUGGGAUGGAGUUCAAUAUUUUGGUUUACAACUAUGAAAGAAGGUACAAACUGGAGUCCAAAAUUUGCAGUUUUUGGAGAUAUGGGUAAUAUAAAUGCUCAGUCUUUGCCAAGACUUCAAGAAGAUACACAAAAAGGAAUGUAUGAUGCAAUAUUACAUGUUGGUGAUUUUGCCUAUGAUAUGGAUUCAAAUAAUGCAAGAACUGGAGAUGAGUUUAUGAGGCAAAUAGAACCAAUUGCAGCAUACGUUCCUUACAUGACAUGUGUUGGUAAUCAUGAAAAUGCAUACAAUUUUUCUAAUUAUGUAAAUAGAUUUAGUAUGUUGGAGAAAACAGGAAAAAUGAAUAAUCAUUUUUAUAGUUUUGAUAUUGGUUCUGCUCAUAUUAUAGCUUUGUCAACUGAAUUUUAUUUCUACUUAGAAUAUGGCUGGAAACAAGUAAUUAAUCAAUACAAAUGGCUAGAGAAUGAUUUAAAGGAAGCAACUAAACCAGAAAAUAGAGCCAAGCGACCAUGGAUAAUAACAAUGGGUCAUCGUCCAAUGUAUUGCAGUAGUGAUGAUGGUGAUGAUUGUACACAUAAAGAAAGCAUUAUGGAAUCAAUACAAGAUCUGAUUCAACACCUUUAA